Molecule: messenger RNA, 4658 nt
Organism: Colletes gigas
Lineage: Eukaryota; Metazoa; Arthropoda; Insecta; Hymenoptera; Colletidae
Gene: ATP7
Product: copper-transporting ATPase 1
Exons: 15
Coding region: 648-4556 (1302 amino acids)
Biological process (GO): monoatomic cation transport; copper ion homeostasis
Cellular component (GO): perinuclear region of cytoplasm; trans-Golgi network; membrane
Molecular function (GO): ATP binding; P-type divalent copper transporter activity; copper ion binding
Source: RefSeq, a predicted model, not a curated record
UUUCCGAAACUGUCGAAUUCGCGUAUCCGUGACCUGGCGUAGUGUGGGAAAGUGGAAUGGGAAGUUCUCGAUGCACCUGGUGCCCGAUUUGGUAACAUUGUCGUAGGUUUCGAUUUUGUUCCGCGUACCCUUGAAACUAACCAAACCUUAAAAGUUCGUGAUGAAGUAUGAAGCGUCUCGGUGAAGUAUGUAAUUUGUAUACCAGUGAUUCAGUGCAGACGCGAACAGAAAUUCAUUGUGUUUCCGUUGCUUGCGUAACGUGCACGUACCUCGUUAUCUCUUAAACUAAUUGUUCCUUUUCGGUUUAAAAAACCCUACUUAAGUUAUGUGAAAUUUACCAAACAUAAAGUAUCACAGUAUUGUUGCAAUUGCUGGUUCGACGAUCCCCGACAAAGCACUUCGAAAUAACAAACAGGGCUCUCAAUCGCUAUCUUUUUAUGAACGUGCAUUUAUUGUGUGACUAAUUUGGAGCUGAUCUAAACUCGAUACUUAAUCGUGUGAUUGGUGAACGUGAAAAUCGUGCAAGUGAUGCAUCCUCUUUCGAUGCUGGAUAGUGUUCGUGAAACAGUAAGAAGAUCAAAAUAUAAGUUAAAUUUUUCAUUUUGAUAAAAACGAUUGGGUUCGAUCUGCAAGAGUCACUGGAAAACAUGGAGAUGGUUAAUGCCAAGGAACUCAUAGAGGAUGCACGCCAACUUGAUAAAAUAAACACAGGGCAAACUGAUAGAGCAACAGUAGCAGAUGUUGAGCUGAUGUUUAUAAAAGAAGGGGGUGGCGACGACGACGACGAUGAUUACGAGGGUACGACGCACCUGGUCCGCGUUCCACGAACACAGGACAAUGAUUCCUCGAGUCCCGUUUCCACGGUGAAGAUUAACAUCGAGGGUAUGAGUUGCCAAAGCUGCGUGAAGAACAUCGAGGGAACCAUAGGCAGCCGAUCGGAGAUCGUGAAUAUCAAGGUCGUUCUAGAAGAGAGGAUCGGUUACAUCGAGUACAGAGCGAACGAGAUCACGGUCGCGGAAUUGAUCGAAGCCAUAGAGGACAUGGGAUUCGUGGCUUCUUUGCACCAGGACGAUAGCAACCGUGACGACAGUAAACGGAACGGUUCUCCGUUAGAAUCCAGCAUCGGUACUUGCAGCAUACACGUCGACGGAAUGACUUGCGCGUCUUGCGUGAAAAGCAUCACAGGCGUUUUGUCGGAGAAGCCGGAAAUAAGGAAAGUAAACGUCAGCUUAGAGAACAAGGAAGCUGUAGUCUCUUACAAUACCAACGAUAUUACGGCUGAGCAGAUAGCACGGUGCAUCGAGGAGAUCGGUUUCGAUGCAUUCGUCAAGGAAGUGAACGGCAAAGUUCUCGAGACAGCGGUGACGAUCGUGUCCAAGAAUAAUAAUGUCAAAUACGGGGAAGUUUCGUUGCAGCUGAACGGCGCCGGCGACGUUAAUGUUAACGAUAAAGUAGCAAAAUGUUUCCUGCACAUUACGGGAAUGACCUGCGCUUCCUGUGUUGCUGCCAUAGAAAAGCACUGUAAAAAGUUGUACGGCGUAAACAAUAUUUUGGUGGCGUUGAUGGCCGCCAAGGCAGAGGUCACGUUCGACCCAGAGAAAAUAAGAGCAGCCGAUAUUGCCUCCAGCAUAUCCGAAUUGGGCUUCCCUACUACUUUGAUCGAGGAACCGGGGACUGGCGAAGGAGAGGCUGAAUUAAAAAUCACAGGUAUGACGUGCACGUCUUGCGUAAAUAAGAUAGAAUCGACCGUGAAAAAGCUGCCAGGCGUUCAUUCGGCUGUGGUCGCGCUGGCUACUCAACGUGGUAAAUUCAAAUACGACGUGGAGAAAAUUGGCGUCAGAGACAUCAUCGAAUGCAUCAACAAGUUGGGUUUCACGGCGACGUUGUUCAGCAACAGGGAUAAAGAAAACAGGGACUAUUUGGAUCAGAAAGAAGAAAUAAACAAAUGGCGAACAGCGUUUCUGGUGUCUCUAAUCUUUGGCAUACCGUGCAUGAUAGCCAUGACGUACUUUAUGGUCGUUAUGUCCGCCGGCGAUAAAUCACACAAGGACAUGUGUUGCGUGAUACCUGGUCUCUCUUGGGAGAACUUAAUUCUUUUUAUAUUUUCUACGCCUGUACAGUUUUUCGGCGGCUGGCAUUUUUACGUUCAAGCUUACAAAGCUUUGAAACACGGUACAACCAAUAUGGACGUUUUAAUUUCUAUGACCACCACGAUAUCUUAUUUGUACUCGGUUGCCGUACUUACAGCGGCCAUGGUGAUGCAAGAAUCCUUUAGCCCACAGACAUUUUUUGAUACUCCUCCGAUGUUGUUAGUGUUUAUCAGUUUAGGAAGAUGGCUGGAGCACGUUGCGAAGGGCAAAACUUCGGAGGCCUUGUCGAAGUUAUUGUCGCUGAAGGCAACGGAUGCAGUUUUAGUUACCUUAGGUCCGAACAACGAAAUAUUGUCCGAACGUUUGAUCAGUAUAGAUCUGGUGCAACGAGGGGACAUAUUGAAGGUAGUGCAAGGUGCCAAAGUUCCCGUUGACGGUAGAGUCUUGUCAGGGCACUCCACAUGCGACGAAAGUCUGAUAACGGGAGAAAGUAUGCCCGUACCAAAGAAGAAGGGAUCGAUCGUGAUCGGCGGUUCGAUAAAUCAAAAUGGUCCGCUUAUGAUUACUGCUACUCAUACGGGAGAGCACACGACAUUAGCACAAAUCGUUCGAUUAGUAGAAGAGGCACAAACGAAUAAAGCGCCUAUUCAGCAUUUGGCCGACAAAAUAGCGGGUUACUUUAUUCCCCUCGUUAUAGCUGUCUCUAUAGUGACUUUAAUCGUUUGGAUAAUAGUUGGAUAUUUAAAUAUAGAUCAAUUGCCGAUCGCGCACAACGGUUACAUUAAUAAACACAGCAUGAACAGGGAGGAGACCAUAUUCCAGUAUGCUUUUCAAAACGCUCUCUCUGUAUUGGCGAUAGCCUGUCCAUGUGCAUUAGGAUUGGCCACGCCAACGGCUGUUAUGGUCGGUACCGGUAUUGGUGCACUGAACGGUAUUUUGAUCAAAGGUGCUGAACCGUUAGAAAAUGCACACAAAGUUAAGUGCAUUGUAUUUGACAAGACUGGAACGAUAACACACGGUAUGCCAAUGGUAACAAAAAUAAGUUUGUUCGUGAAUGAAAGAGUCUGCUCGUUAGCAAAAUUAUUAGUUAUCAUUUGUACGGCUGAAACGAAUAGCGAGCAUCCAAUUGCGUCCGCAAUUGUUCGUUACGUAAAGGAAACGAUUGACUCCGAAGCAGCCGGAAAGUGUUCCAACUUCCAGGCGGUCGCCGGUUGUGGUCUCAAGUGCAAAGUGUCGCACAUCUCUGCUACAUUGAACGAUGCUUUAAAAUCAGAAAAGAUCGUCAACUAUGUGAAUCAGGCGAAAACAUUGUCUUCCGGAACGUAUAAUUUAAACAAUGUGCCUAUCGACGUGUUGUCGAUCCCGAGCAUGAGCCAAGAAAGACAAAAUUUAAAUCUAGAAUUAUUGUUGAGUCCCGAUUUCCACGGUGACCAAACCAGUCCCGACGAUGUGUACGAAAUAUGCAUCGGUAACAGGGAAUGGAUGCGAAGAAACGCAGUAAAUAUACCGCAAGAGGUGGAAGCGAGAAUGACUAGCGAGGAAGAUUUAGGUCGUACUACGGUCUUAGCAGCAAUAAAUAAUGUAUUAGUGUCUAUGAUCAGUGUAGCUGAUACGGUCAAGCCGGAAGCCCAUCUGGCAGUUUAUACUUUAAAAAAGAUGGGUUUAGAAGUAAUUCUUUUAACAGGUGAUAAUAGGAAGACUGCCGCCUCUAUUGCCAGACAGGUUGGUAUUACCAGAGUGUUUGCAGAAGUAUUACCUUCGCACAAAGUUGCAAAAAUUCAGCGUUUACAAAGCCAAGGCUUGAGAGUUGCAAUGGUAGGAGAUGGUGUCAACGACAGCCCUGCUCUUGCCCAAUCAGAUGUUGGUAUCGCGAUCUCCUCUGGCACGGACGUUGCUGUGGAAGCUGCCCAUGUAGUUCUCAUGCGUAACGAUCUCUUGGACGUUAUUGCGUGUCUGGACCUGUCUAGGAAAACAGUUCGUCGAAUAAGACUGAAUUUUUUAUUUGCCAGUGUUUAUAAUCUACUAGGUAUUCCUAUUGCUGCUGGAAUAUUCAGUUCUUUUGGAUUCUUUUUACAACCGUGGAUGUCAUCGGCGGCGAUGGCUUUGAGUUCGGUCUCUGUAGUUGGAAGUUCUUUAUUGUUGAAAUUAUAUCGUAAACCAACAAAGGCUACUUUAGAAACUCCCGAGUAUUUAACAGCGAUGCACGCUCAUUCCACGGCAAGAAUGAUCGAUUUAGACACGAUAUCCCUUCAUCGUGGUUUGGAUGAUUCUGUAAUACCAAUUAUGCAUAGAUCUACCUCGACGCUGUCCAGGCUGUUCAGAAGAUCUAAAGACGAUGUGGAGGGUCGACUACUCGGUGAUGAUGUAGACGAAAUUGAUCCGGUAACGGAUUUCUCUGGAUAUCGCAAAAACGUAAAGGACCAUACAAACGUAAUACAACCCUUAAAUACACCAUACAAAACAUAGAAUCCUUUAGAACUUGUAAGAAUGUCUUUCAUAAAAUAUUUCGCUCGCCUAUAUACAGGGUGUUCGGCCACCUCUAGCAAAAAUUUUAAUGAGCGAUAGUAG